This is a messenger RNA of Plasmodium coatneyi, 2034 nucleotides long. Its product is annotated as Methionine aminopeptidase. Lineage: Eukaryota; Apicomplexa; Aconoidasida; Haemosporida; Plasmodiidae. The coding region runs from base 1 to 2034 and encodes 677 amino acids. The transcript has a single exon. The record is from RefSeq and is a predicted model, not a curated record.
AUGAAGGCGCGUACGCUGGUCCUGCUGGCGUGGGCGCUCCUCUGCAUGUGCAGGAGGGGUGGAAGCAUCGGAAGGGUCAGAUGUGUCAAACAUGUCAGACGUGUCAGUCGUGCCAUACGUGCCAUACGUGGUAACUGCACUGGUUGCGGUGACGUAUCACCCAGGAAACCUCGGCGGGGGUUCAUUCCCGUGGGGAAGAAUUCCAAAGGGAGCUACGCAAAGGAGGGAUUCCCUUACCGACGCCACCCCCAAAGGAACCGCCUGAACCACGCCAGCGCAGGUGAAGGGUUUUCAAACACCAUUCACCAUGACGUGAAAAAGAACACACAAAACUACGAAGAAGAUGGCCCACCCGCAUCCUUCCACAGAUAUAUCGAAAACAUUAAGACAAGAAAAAUAAUCCACCCAAGUAUACGAAUAACCGACUUUGACAAAAAAUUCAUGAGAUGCAAAGAAAGUUACAACGGGAGGUACUCUCACCUGAAGGACAGCGAAUUGUUUGGAAGCUUCCGCUUUGUGGGGAGACAAAAAAAAGGGAUCAUGUCUCCUAAGUAUUAUCUACCCAAGUAUGUAGAGAGACCCAAUUACCACCGAACAGGUACACCUGUAUAUGUACCAUACGGGGGUGAAAACCAAGUUGCUGACAACACCAAAGGGAGGAAAUCCCCCCACCCGUAUAGCAACGUCAAAAGUGAGGAAGACAUUGAAACAAUUAGGAGCAAUUGUCUGUUCGCUAGAGAACUAAUGGAUGACGUGUCACACAUCAUAUGCGAAGGAGUAACGACAAACGAUAUAGACAUAUACCUCCUAAAUAAGUGCAUAAAUAAUGGGUACUAUCCCUCUCCCCUGAAUUAUCAUCUAUUCCCCAAAAGUUCGUGCAUAUCCAUUAAUGAGAUACUUUGCCAUGGAAUCCCAGACAAUAACGUCCUCUACGAAAACGACAUCGUGAAGGUAGACAUCAGCGUUUUCAAAGACGGAUUCCACGCAGACAUGUGUGAAAGUUUCCUCGUUCCUAAAUUGUCAAAAAAUGAGAAAAAAAAAAGAAAAAAAUUUUACGAUUUUAUAUACUUAAAUGAUAAGCUACGGACGAAACAUACCAAGUUCAUUUUAAAAUACAACUUCGACCUGACGACAAACAAAGUGGUAAAAACUGGCAAGCAGUGCUCCAUAAGAAGGAUCAGAUACGACCCACCCAACUCGAAGGAUCGUCCCUGUGAGGAAUACCACUCCUACGAUGAUAAUACGAAUGCAGUCUUCCCCAACGGCGACUUCGGUGGGGACGCAAUCCAGCACGCAACCAUGCAAGAUGGGGAUUAUUACAACGCUGCGAAUGGACCAGCCCACCCGUCGGGAAAUGAGCUCCAGCGGGACGACCUGGACGAGCUGGAACUGUUCCACCGGCAGUACGACGAGCAGGUCAUCUACAACAAGAGCCAAAGCAGCAAAACCUACGAUGACCUCCAGAGGUACAUAUAUAGCAAAACCAGGGGGUCCCAAAAGGACCAAAGCAGUCGAAACAGGUUCGCCUUUUUCGAAAAAAAGAAGGUUGACGCAGACGAAUUCAAAACGUACAUGCGUAAAAAAAACAUCGAUCUCAUAAGAACAGCGCAUGAGUGCACCAUGGAAGCCAUCCGGGUUUGUAAGGCAGGUGCCCCUUUCAGUGCCAUAGGGGAUGCAAUAGCCAACCACCUAGACAAGAUAAAUAAUCGCCACCAAGUGCAUUAUGCAGUCGUCCCCCAUUUGUGUGGACAUAACAUUGGAAAAAAUUUCCACGAAGAACCUUUUAUUAUUCAUACGAGAAAUAACGAUGACAGACGGAUGUGUGAAAAUCUCGUCUUUACCAUUGAACCCAUUAUAUCUGAGCGACCCUGUGACUUUAUCAUGUGGCCAGACAACUGGACUCUGUCCAAUGCAAGGUAUGUCUUCUCCGCUCAGUUCGAGCAUACCAUCGUUGUGCGUAAGGACGGCGCGGAAAUCCUCACGGGCAAAACGGACGGCUCUCCAAAGUUCGUUUGGGAAAGUGAAGAGAUGUAG